This is a messenger RNA of Nanorana parkeri, 2444 nucleotides long. It is a transcript of the gene CLASRP, whose product is annotated as CLK4 associating serine/arginine rich protein. Bases 162 to 2270 code for a protein of 702 amino acids. The record is from RefSeq and is a predicted model, not a curated record. Lineage: Eukaryota; Metazoa; Chordata; Amphibia; Anura; Dicroglossidae. The transcript is spliced from 20 exons.
CCGCAUUGACGGACGUCAAUGUACGCUUCGCCGAGCUGAGCUUCUCUGGAGGCCGCGUGACGUCACGGUGCGGGCUGAUAAGCGCGCAUCCUCGCUGCGGGUGCAGCUUCUUUGCGUUUCGUCAUUUCCGGUUUUUGCUGCAGGCAACUGUCAGUUGGCGGAUGAAGACUGGUUCAAGGAUGUGGCAUGAAGCUCGUAAACACGAGCGGAAGCUUCGGGGGAUGAUGGUGGAUUAUAAAAAGCGGGCAGAACGUCGGCGGGAAUACUAUGAGAAAAUUAAAAAAGAUCCCGCUCAGUUCCUUCAAGUACAUGGAAGGUCAUGCAAGAUCCAUUUGGAUUCUGCCGUGGCUCUGGCAGCAGAGAGCCCUGUUAACAUGAUGCCAUGGCAAGGCGACCCUAACAACAUGAUCGAUCGCUUUGAUGUCCGAGCCCAUCUUGACUACAUUCCAGAAUAUAAACCUCCUCUACUUACAACAAUCUCACCUGAGCAAGAUGCCGAUGACCGAAAGUGUAAUUAUGAGCGAUAUCGGGGCUUGGUUCAGAAUGACUUUGCCGGAAUUUCCGAAGAGCAGUGUUUAUACCAGAUCUAUAUUGAUGAGCUUUAUGGUGGUCUGCAGAGACCUGGGGAAGAUGAGAAGAAAAAACUAGCAGAGAAGAAGGCCACAAUAGGCUAUACCUAUGACGACAGCACUAUUGCUGAAUUGGGGGAUUCUCCGGAAAAAUUGGAUGAUGAGGAUUCCGAUGAUGAUGAGAGCAAAUCUGAUGAAGAUGAAGUCAUCCCUGACAUAGAUGUGGAGGUGGAUGUAGAUGAGAUCACAGAAGAACAGGUUUCUGAUCUAAACAGGCAAGCAACAACAUAUGGAAUGGCUGAGGGAGAUUUUGUCCGAAUGCUACGGAAAGACAAAGAGGAAUCUGAAGCAAUAAAGCAUGCUAAGGCACUGGAAGAAGAGAAGGCCAUGUAUUCUGUAAGGAUCUGCACCAAUAUAGCAGCUCGACGUGACAUGGUUCAUUGCAGCAGACUGAUAUCCUCAACUAGUAACUUGCCCAUCUCUGCCUUGGGGUUUUCCCUAUCAGAUUUGAAGCACGAUUACUGUCUCCAGACCUACUGUUUUUUCUUAAGGUUGGGCUUGUUGGUUUCAUACAGCACUAAAGUUGUUCAUAUGUUUUUUCAGGGACGCCGUUCCCGUCGCCAGAGGAGAGAGUUUAGAGAAAAACGGCUAAAGGGAAGGAAGAUUAGUCCACCAAGUUACGCUCGGCGAGACAGUCCAACAUACGAUCCUUAUAGAAGGUCCCAGUCAGAGUCUUCCUCCGGUUCACGUACUCAUACACCAAGCCCAGGACGAGCGGAAGCCAUCACUUUCAUAACCAGCUUUGGGGGCAGUGAAGAUGAGUCGGCAGCUGGUCAUGCAACCCAAACUUCUUCUGCAGCAACUGGCAGCAAAAGGGCCCCACAUACACAGGCCCCUGGGACUUCUUCUUCAGGUCGUAAAGAGGCCUCCCGGCGGAGAUCUACUUCAUCUUCCUCGUCCUCUUCUUCCUCAAGAUCCAGAACAUCUUCCAGGUCUCGGUCCAGCUCAAAAUCCAGGAGAGACAGUCGGAGGCGCAGGUCAGAUUCACGUUCCCGCUCAAGGCGGUAUUCUCGUAGUCCUGUAAGACGAUAUUCAAGUGGAGGAGGGGCAAGAGACAGCAGAAGAUAUUCCAGAUCAAGAUCACCUGAUCGUGAUCGACAUUACGGAGGAAGACGUCGGUCUCGAAGUCGCUCUCGGUCACCUGACCGUCAUGGGCGUGGUGGAAGGAGCAGUGGGCGCCUGCAUGGAAGUAACCAGAGCAGUGUGUCUAGGAGUCCUUCACCAUUUCGAGAGAAAGUAGUAUCAGGAAAGAAGGUAUCCCCAGCUGUGGUGGAGCGAUUGAAAAGACCUGAGCUUGCUGUUAGCAAAGAGAGUGGAACAUCCAAAGCAAAGUUAACACCACAAGAGAAGCUAAAACUCCGCAUGCAGAAAGCACUAAACAAACAGUACAAGGCGGAUAAAAAGGCAGCUCAAGAGAAAAUCAUUCAGCAGGAGCAUGACCGCCAAGAGCGGGAAGAUGAGCUGCGAGCCAUGGCCCGGAAGAUCCGCAUGAAAGAGCGUGAGCGCCGUGAGAGGGAGCGUGACGAGUGGGAGAGGCACUAUACCAGAAGCAGAUCAUCUUCACCAAGACACAGUCGAGAACACAGCUCUUCAAAAAGGAGGUCACGCUCAAAAUCCAGGAGCCCUCAUCACCGUCAUUGAUCCUCUGUUUUUGGUUUCUUGUUUUUCAAUAUAGUCACAUUGAAUAAAUCUGACUUGUUGGUCGAGUUGGUACAUUCCAUUGAGGCAGAGGGUAUGGAAGCCACCAGAACUUUGCCCACACAAGAUGGAAACAAUUAUUUUGGGAAAAUGAACCAAUGUUGAUCAAAAUACACU